Pleuronectes platessa (European plaice) is the source of this 3674-nucleotide messenger RNA. RefSeq names its product fem-1 homolog b (gene fem1b). The record is from RefSeq and is a predicted model, not a curated record. The transcript is spliced from 2 exons. Gene Ontology annotation, molecular function: protein binding. Lineage: Eukaryota; Metazoa; Chordata; Actinopteri; Pleuronectiformes; Pleuronectidae. The coding region runs from base 1 to 1884 and encodes 627 amino acids.
AUGGAGUCUCUGGCCGAUUACGUGUACAAGGCAGCCAGCGAGGGUCGAGUCCUGACCCUGGCCGCGCUGCUGCUCAACCACUCCGAGGCGGAGACCCGCUUCCUGCUCGGCUACGUGACCCAGGUGUCCGGGCAGAGAUCCACCCCCCUCAUCAUCGCGGCCCGGAACGGACACGACAAGGUGGUCCGGCUGCUCCUGGACCACUACCGGGUGGACACGGAACAGACCGGCACGGUUCGGUUCGACGGCUACGUCAUCGAUGGAGCCACCGCUCUGUGGUGUGCGUCUGGCGCCGGACACUUCGAUGUGGUGCGCUUGCUGGUGACUCACCAGGCUAACGUCAACCACACCACCAUCACUAACUCCACCCCGCUGAGGGCCGCCUGCUUCGAUGGCCGCCUGGACAUCGUCCGCUACCUGGUGGAGCACACUGCGGACAUCAGCAUCACUAACAAGUACAACAACACCUGCCUGAUGAUCGCCUCCUACAAAGGACACGCGGACGUAGUCAACUUCCUGCUGGAGCAGGGGGCCAACCCCAACGCCAAGGCGCACUGCGGCGCCACCGCCCUGCACUUCGCAGCGGAGGCGGGACACUUGGACAUCGUGAAGGAGCUGGUUCGAUGCCAGGCGGCCAUGGUGGUGAACGGACAUGGCAUGACGCCGCUGAAGGUCGCUGCAGAAAGCUGCAAAGCCGAUGUGGUGGAGCUGCUGCUGGCGCACGCCGACUGUGACCCCCGCAGCCGCAUCGAGGCCCUGGAGCUGCUGGGCGCCUCCUUCGCCAACGACAGGGAGAACUACGACAUCCAGAAGACGUACCACUACCUGCACGCGGCCAUGACGCGGCGGUACCACAACCCAGAAGACAUCAUCGCCAAAGAGCUGCUGCCGCCCAUCGAGGCCUACGGGGGGCGGAGCGAGUGCCAGACGCCACGAGACCUGGAGACCAUCCGGGCGGACCGGGACGCCCUGCACAUGGAGGGGCUGAUGAUCCGGGAGCGAAUCCUGGGAUCGGACAACAUUGACGUGUCCCACCCGAUCAUCUACCGCGGCGCUGUGUACGCCGACAACAUGGAGUUCGACCAGUGCAUCAAACUGUGGCUUCACGCGCUGCGCCUGCGGCAGAAAGGAAACCGCAACACGCACAAGGACCUGCUGCGCUUCGCCCAGGUCUUCUCCCAGAUGGUGCACCUGAAGGAGCAGGUGUCGGCCUCGGGGGUGGAGCAGGUGCUGAGCUGCAGCGUGUUGGAGAUCCAGCGCAGCAUGACCCGAGUGGAGGCGGCGGCCGAGUCGGAGCUGCCUCAGGCCCUGGACAACUACGAGUCCAAUGUCUUCACCUUCCUGUACCUGGCGUGCAUCUCCACCAAGACCAGCUGCAGCGAGGAGGAGCGCGCCCUCGUCAACAAGCACAUCUACAACCUGAUCCAGCUGGACCCGCGCUCCAGGGAGGGCUCCUCGCUGCUGCACCUCGCCAUCAGCUCCACCACGCCCGUGGACGACUUCCACACCAACGACGUCUGCAGCUUCCCCAACGCCCAGGUCACCAAGCUGCUGCUGGACUGCGGCGCGCCGGUCAACGCCAUCGACCACGAGGGCAACACCCCGCUCCAUGUCAUCGUCCAGUACAACCGGCCAAUCAGCGACUUCCUCACGCUUCACGCCAUCAUCAUCAACCUGGUGGAGGCGGGCGCGCACACAGACAUGACCAACAAGCAGAAGAAGACGCCGCUGGACAAGAGCACCACGGGCGUCUCGGAGAUCCUGCUGAAGACGCAGAUGAAGAUGAGCCUGAAGUGCCUGGCGGCGCGCGCCGUGCGGCAGCACCACAUCACGUACCGCAACCAGAUCCCCAAGACGCUGGAGGAGUUCGUGGAGUUCCACUGAACCCAGCAGACGCUCUGUGCUUUUUAAAGAGUUUAUAAUUUUCUAACGAAUCCAAACGGUGCUGAGGACGAUGGCUCAGUGCCAAACGUUUUUGAGCAUUUUUAUAAAUUAAAAAAAAGUAGUUUUUUCUAUUUUAAGUAUUAAUUGCUAAAUACCAGCAGCCACAGUUUGUCCUGCCUGCGGCUCGGCGGCGCUCUGAAGGAUCAGACCUGAGGCGGGGGGGCGGGGGGGGGGGGCAGCGCCACGCUGGUUUUGCCUUAUUUCCGUGGCGACGCUGACUCUGAAGUGUGUCGGGACACGAUGAGACGUAAUGAAUGAGAGACGAGGACCUCAGCUGCUUCCUGUCGCCUGAUUGAUUUUAAUAUGAAGAGUUUUGUCACGUGGAUUAAACUGAUCAGGUUUUUACUUCGUCAUAUUUUAAACGGUUGUUUUAAAGGGUUUGGGAACAUUUGUGGGUGAACAUAUCUGUCUCUCUUGGUUUGUUUAAAUUAUCUAUGUGGCCUAAAGUAUGUGUACACCCCCCCCCCCCCCAGGCUCAGGGUGUCUGGAUUCAAAUCAUCUGCAAAUAUCUGACGUGUUGUUAAUCAUCAUGUGACCUGUUGGACCAGUUUAAACUGGUUCUGUUCUCCAAGCGAGUGAAAGCUUCUGUCCAGUGACUUCAAGGUUAAAUCUCUGUGGUUUGAAGAAACUGGAUUUCAAACCCACGGUGAAGUGUUUUUUCUCGGGGCUCAUGUCCACAUACUUUUGGCCAUAACGUAUACGAUUCCCAGUGAUUAUAAAUUGUGAAGCAGAUCUUUCCAGAACAUUGUGCCUGUAGAUCGAAGACUUUGAAUAAAGAUGGACGACACGAAGGCUCCUGUCUCCAAAUAACUGAUUCAAACCGAACUGAUGAGACGCCUGAACAACCUGAAACAACAGAAACAUCUUUACAAACAUCUAGUAAACGUCUACUUUGAGUUUUAGUUUGUCCACGUCCCGUCUGCUCACAUGGAGUAGGUGUAUGUCCAGUACUGCAGCCAGCCACUAGGGGCUGAUCAGGAGGAUUUGGCUUCACUUUUAGGGAGCUGUCAUGUCGUCCAUCUUUAUUUAGUCUAUGCUGAAGAUGUUUGUAAACUGAAGGAUGUUUUUAUUUUUUAAUUUAUCGUUGAAGUCGUAGAAGUCACUUGGUUUACAUGUCCCUGUUCUGGAGCUUCAUCCUCAGCUUGGUUCGCUUCACCUUUUCUGUAAAUCAAAUAUAUGGAGGUUUUAUGUCUGGGUCAUGGUCCCUCAGUGUCCUGAACCCUCAGGGUCCUGGUCCCUCAGUGUCCUGAACCCUCAGGGUCCUGGUCCCUCAGGGUCCUGGUCCCUCAGUGUCCUGGUCCCUCAGUGUCCUGGUCCCUCAGUGUCCUGGUCCCUCAGUGUCCUGGUGCCUCAGGGUCCUGGUGCCUCAGGGUCCUGGUGCCUCAGGGUCCUGGUGCCUCAGGGUCCUGAACCCUCAGGGUUCCUGGUCCCUCAGUGUCCUGAACCCUCAGUGUCCUGAACCCUCAGUGUCCUGGUCCCUCAGUGUCCUGAACCCUCAGGGUCCUGGUCCCUCAGUGUCCUGGUCCCUCAGGGUCCUGGUCCCUCAGGGUCCUGGUCCCUCAGGGUCCUGGUCCGGCUGCUUAAGGUCUUUGUGUCUGCGUGUCUAAAACCUGAGAUCGAUGCUUGAUAAUGAUUUCGGAACCCGUGUUUGCUUCAGAUGCUGAUCCAGGAGCUGCUGUUGUUUCUGUGAAUGAGUCUCGGGACAUAAAGCAUGAGUUUCACUACCAACA